This is a messenger RNA of Neurospora hispaniola, 2295 nucleotides long. RefSeq lists its product as uncharacterized. Gene Ontology annotation, molecular function: oxidoreductase activity. The record is from RefSeq and is a predicted model, not a curated record. Lineage: Eukaryota; Fungi; Ascomycota; Sordariomycetes; Sordariales; Sordariaceae. Gene Ontology annotation, cellular component: cytoplasm. The coding region runs from base 1 to 2295 and encodes 764 amino acids. The transcript has 4 exons.
AUGUCUGAGAGUAAUGAGCUGAUGAAGGUUGUUACAGUGGGCGGAAAUUCGGUUUCUGCCUUCUUGUCAUGGCGACUCCAAGCAACAAACGCCUGCGACGUCACUCUAGUAUGGAAGACUGGCUUCGAGCACGUUGCGCAAUACGGAAUUUCUUUCAAGUCUCCGGUCUUUGGCAAUGAGCGCUUCAAGCCUCGUCAUGUGGUCCGGACACCUGAAGAGGCUGCCACUCGCAGAGAGGGCGGCGCAUUCGACUAUGUUAUUCUCUGUAUCAAGGCCCUUCCCGAUGUUUACGACUUGGCCUCGGUGAUCGAUUCCGUCGUCACUCCGCAGCACACAUGCAUCCUUGUUAAUACCACACACUCGCUCGGCCUCGAGUCAGCCAUCGAAGAACGAUUCCCCACUAAUGUAGUUCUUUCGCUGGUCUGCGGCGCCGAGCUUACUCAGCUUGGAGGAAGCGAAUUCGAGCACAAGAGCUCAACAGAAGUCUGGGUUGGCGCCGCAAACAAAGGUUCCAACAUUCCGGCCUCGAUACAGGAAGACAUGGCGCAGGCACUGGCUAUGACCCUCAGCACUGGUCAGGUCGACUGCAAAGUCUCGAGUAACAUUCGGCAACAGCAGUUUGAAAGAGUUAUUGGCCCAAUUGCUUUCCAUCCUCUCACAGUGCUCUUCGAAACCCCCAACUAUGGCCAGCUCCUUGACAAAGUGGGCGUGGCCAAGCUGAUAUCAGAUGUCAUUGACGAGCUAUUAGCCGUGGCCGAAGCACAUGGUUGCAAGUUUCCGCCCGGUUUCAAGAAAAACACCAUUGAUGAAUUCGGGAGGACGACGGCGGAGAACAUGAUGUGGCAGGAUUACGUUGCAAGACGCCCGAUGGAGGUUGAAACAUAUCUCGGCUCGCCUAUCAGGUUAGCCCAAGAAGUCGGGGUAUCAGUUCCGCGAAUCGAGACGCUUUACGCCCUUCUUCACAACACCAAUAUCGCCAACCGCAACAAACCCAAGGCGGAUGCUCUGGCUCCCCCUGUACAGCCAGCGUCGCCUUCUGCUAGCCCUCUGCCCCGGGGGCCGCCAGGCACUCCACGUGCAGUAGCCAACGGCAUGGCCAACGGGAACGGGCUGCCACGGAUGCGCCCUAGGGGCUCUUCGCAGUUGGGGCCUUUACCAUCCGGCAUGCGCAGGCCUACUAUGAACGGCGGUGGACCGCCACCUAACGGAUACCCUAGACCACCAACCGGUGGGAGCCGGCAGCCGUCGAGGAGGGGGUCGAUGGAAGGAGCUGACUUGGAAGAGUUUAGCCAUCUGGUGCUAUACGACGACAUUCCAGAAGCUGGCGAGGGUGGUUAUUCGCCGCACGAUUUGGCUUUGCGGGAAAGGGAGUUGCAGCUGCGGCAGCGGGAGCUCGCCUUGAGAGAGCAGGAAUUGAGGCUCAGACGUGCUGCUGCUGGUGGUGGUCCCCCGCCGGGAUCCAGAAGGGGCCCUCCACCACCGAGGUUUAACGGCGGUUUUGACGAUGACGAUGAUGACGACGAUUACUAUGACCCGGCUUCUGCGCCUCCCGUGCCAUUGAUCGAUCCCGACAACUUUGACAUGAUGAGCGUCACUUCCAAGAAAACCCGGAAAGCGCCUAGCGACGUGCACCAAUUGCGCAAGAACCCCGAGUCUGGUGCGCCUGUUUCCAGGAGUAGUAGGUUCAUGCCGAAGUUUGGGCGGAACCGAUCGAGCCAUAUCGUCGCCGAAAUUCCGGGGUUGCACGACGACAUUUUGGACGAUCCGUUGAUGAGCUUCACCUCAAAUCGGUAUGGCGAAGUGGACCGGAGAGCGAUACAUGCGGAAUCGAGGACAAACUCUUUGACGGCCGCCCGUUUGGAUGAGCUGCAGUACACUCAGGGCCCUCCGCCACUCGGAGGCAUGCCGAGACGCGCCAGCCAAUCACCAGGGAACCCAUACAGCCCGUCCAUGAGGGGCGGUAGCGGUCGCCCUUCUCCACCAAACGGGUACAGCGCGCCAUACAUGAACGGCGGCGGGCGCCCGUCGCCUCCGGAUGGAAUGCGGCAACCCAUGCCCCGUUAUCCCCCAGGACACGGAAACGCGGUCGUGCCGCAGCAUGUGGAACAGCAUGUCGGGGUGAGCGCCCUCCACCCACCAGAGACCAUGAUGUCCAAAAAUGUUCGAAGUCUGACUGGUAGUGCAAGCGCCAGCGCGGCGAGUGGUGAUUCUACACAUCAGCUCGAGUCAUCGGAACCUUCGGCGCACAGCAGCCAGAGUAGCCUUGGUCCUCGUCCGCCCAUUGGAGUGCGUUAA